This is a messenger RNA of Mytilus trossulus (common blue mussel), 1067 nucleotides long. Its product is annotated as fibrinogen-like protein A. Bases 64 to 1047 code for a protein of 327 amino acids. The record is from RefSeq and is a predicted model, not a curated record. The transcript is spliced from 9 exons. NCBI's taxonomy places the organism in Eukaryota, Metazoa, Mollusca, Bivalvia, Mytilida, Mytilidae.
UAUUGUUGUGUUGUUUUCGUUCGAAUCGACGGACAAACAUUUGGAUCAACACGUUCAUUCAGCAUGUCGAUUUGUUCUUCUUUGUUGGUUAUAUUCCUUACCGCUGUAACUGUACGCUGUUACAACGAGGUUAAUGUAAGAGGAAAAAGGAAUAAAGAUGAACUGUCUGUGGAAGACGGCAAGGUAGACGAAUUGAUGGGCAUAUUGCAAGGUAUUUGUGUACAUGAAAAUCCCGAUCAGACGGUUAAACAACUGUUGAAGGAUACUGACACCAUUCUUAAAAAUAUAAAUGUGUAUAAAGAGGUCGUGAGGAAGAACAAGAUGCUUAGAAAAGAGCUGAAGUGGAUUAUUGAAGAAUCAAAAGGUCAACGAGAAACUUCCAGAAUAGUUGAUCUGAUCAAACAAGGUGUAAGAGAUGUAUGUGUUUCCAAGAACUUGAAAAAGAACAGGGAUUGUAGUGAAAUAAGUAGUGAAAGCCGAGAAAGUGGAAUAUAUACAAUAUAUCCGGAUAAAUCAAAAGGAAUUAAGGUUUAUUGUGAAAUUACAGAUGGCAAAGGUUGGACUGUAAUUCAAAGAAGAAUCGAUGGGUCUACGGACUUUUUUGGUAGAACAUGGGACGAGUACAAAGAAGGAUUUGGCGAGGAGGAAAGGGAGUACUGGCUAGGUAACAAAUAUCUGAACAUCCUGACAUCCAGUGGUGAAUACGAACUAAGAGUUGACUUGGUUGAUGCCAAUAACAAAAAGACAUAUGCAGUUUAUAAGAAAUUUGGUGUAGGUGAUGAAAGUGCAAAGUUCAAGUUAACUGUUGGUGAUUACAAAGGAAAUGCAGUAGAUUACUUGGGUUACAACAAUGGUAAAUUCUUUAGCACCAAGGACAAAGACAAUGAUUCCAAUGGUACCAAUUGUGCUACAAAUUUCCAGUUUGGGCCAUGGUGGAAUGGCAGCUGCAGUAAUGUUUCCCUGAAUCUUGAUUUAAAAAAGUCAAAAAUGAGAUGGGGUGGAAUUAAAUACAUCCGAUCUGUAAUGAAGAUCAGAAAAAUCAACUAGAAUAUACGUCUGUAAAUAAA